Bradysia coprophila is the source of this 1651-nucleotide messenger RNA. RefSeq lists its product as uncharacterized. NCBI's taxonomy places the organism in Eukaryota, Metazoa, Arthropoda, Insecta, Diptera, Sciaridae. The record is from RefSeq and is a predicted model, not a curated record.
GCGAUCGAAUGAACGCACCAGUAAUUAAUUAGCCUUCGAUAGAUUAACUCGAUACGUUAAGUCAACAUGAAGGUUCAGAUUGUUUGUUUCGUUGUCGCGUUAUUAGCCGGUGCUAGCAUCUCCGAUCCGAUCGGCCCGGAGGCUAUCGAUGUUGCUGAUGCUGGUGUGAGUGAUGUGGAAGAUAAAGUAGUUGCUAAAAGAGCAACAGAGGAAGUUGCAUCCGGUUAUCCAAGCGGUGGCUAUUCUGCACCAAGUUAUUCAGCACCAUCCUAUCCGGCUCCAGCAAUUCAAAGUUAUAGUGCCCCAACACAUAGUUACUCAGCACCAGCUUCACAUGCAUACUCAGGUCCAAGCGGCGGAUACUCUUCAAUAAGCUACUCAGGUCCAGCUUCACAUGCAUAUUCAGCUUCUAGCGGUGGAUACUCGGCACCAAGUUAUUCAGCCCCUGCUUCUCAUGGAUAUUCAGCAUCAAGCGGUGGCUAUUCAGCAUCAAGCGGUGGCUAUUCAGCUCCAAGCAGUUAUUCUGCUCCUGCUUCGUAUUCAUAUUCAGCUCCAAGCGGGGGAUACUCAGCUUCGAAGGGAGGCUACUCCAGUAGUUAUUCAGCACCAUCCUAUUCGGCUCCAGCAAUUCAAAGCUAUAGCGCCCCAGCACAUAGUUAUUCAGCACCAGCUUCACAUGCAUACGCAGCUCCAAGCGGUGGAUACUCUUCAAUAAGCUACUCAGCUCCAGCUUCACAUGCAUACUCAGCUUCAAGCGGUGGAUACUCUGCACCGAGCAGCUAUUCAGCACCAUCGUACUCAGCGCCAUCUCCUGGCUACAGUGCACCCAGUUACUCAGCACCAAAACCAUAUUCCGCACCAUCAUACUCUGCUCCAUCUCCUAGCUACAGCGCACCCAGUUACUCAGCACCAAAACCAUAUUCCGCACCAUCAUACUCUGCUCCAUCUCAUAGCUACAGCGCACCAAGUUACUCAGCACCAAAACCAUAUUCAGCACCAUCAUACUCUGCUCCAUCUCCCAGCUACAGUGCACCCAGUUAUUCAGCACCAAAGCCAUAUUCCGCACCAUCAUACUCUGCUCCAUCUCCUAGCUACAGUGCACCAAGCUACUCAGCGCCAUCAUAUAGUGCUCCUGCUUCUUAUGGUGGUUAUUCAGCACCGGCUUACUCCAGCAAAAAAUACAGAGAAAACGAGAAGAAGAAGGAUUCAGAAACUCAAGUAGGAUCGGCUUAUGGAGGAUCAUAUGGUAUAUCGUACUCAGCACCAUCGUACUCAGCACCGUCGUACUCUGCACCAUCAUACUCUGCACCGUCAUACUCAGCACCAUCUUUCUCCGGAGCAUCGUACGGUGGUCCAGCCCCAGUGUAUGGUCAUCAAACAUACUCGUAUCCAAGCCCAGCUCCAGCAGUUAAAUGCGGAUCGAACAUCUUGAUCGGAUGUUCACCAAGCGUUGCUAACGUCGGCUGUUCGUCAUACAAUCCACCAGCAUACUCAGAACCAUCCUAUUCGAUUCCGUCGUAUUCAGCUCCAUCAUACCGAUCAAUGGAAGAUGAAGAUAGUAGCGAAGAAGAAUAGACAUCCGAACUGAAUUAUGAGAUUUAUUAUGUUGACGUUAUUUUUCUAAAUAAAUUCAUUAUGGAAAAGUUGAAAA